AUGAACUUCGUUUCUGGAUUUUUCAGUGGCUUCGCCCUUACUACCUCCGUUCUCUACAUCACCAUCACAGUCCACCGCGCAACACGGCUCGAACAGCGCCGACAAAUCCGUGAACAGGUUGAUCAAAUAAACUGGCUCGCCGCUUCUGCUGGUGCAUACGACCGACGCUUCUUCCCAGAACAUAAGCCUCGAAGCCUCGAAGAAAGGAAAAGCCAGAAGGAAGACCAGAUCACCCUUAAGGAUGUUUUGAAGCACAGAUGGAACCAGGAGGUUGGGAACUUUGCUCGCAAUGCACAUGGGAAUCGCUGGGAGAGUGUGAAGGAGACGGCGUGUCAUGGGUGGAACGAUAUAAUGCGAUGGGUGAAGAAGGAUUGA
Penicillium subrubescens is the source of this 375-nucleotide messenger RNA. RefSeq names its product MICOS complex subunit Mic12 family protein. Gene Ontology annotation, cellular component: mitochondrial crista junction; MICOS complex. Gene Ontology annotation, biological process: cristae formation. The transcript has 2 exons. Lineage: Eukaryota; Fungi; Ascomycota; Eurotiomycetes; Eurotiales; Aspergillaceae. Bases 1 to 375 code for a protein of 124 amino acids. The record is from RefSeq and is a predicted model, not a curated record.